GUACUGCAGCUGGGAGGAGGCGGGAGGUGGAGUAUGUGGGGCCAAGAUCAUGCCUAACAGCGAGAGGUGUUCUGGGCUGCGCAGGCCGCUAGGCUGGGGAUGAAAGAAGCAGGGCAGAUGCAAAAUCUGGAGAGCGCAGGGCCCGGGCGGUCAGUCAGCACCCAGACUGACAGCAUGACCGGUCAAAUACCAAGGCUUUCUAAAGUCAACCUCUUCACUCUGCUCAGUCUCUGGAUGGAGCUCUUCCCAGCAGUAGAAGCCCAAAGACAAAACUCUCAGCAAAAGGAAGAGGGAAAGCAUGGACCCUUAGAAGAUAAUGAAGAAAUGGCCAGAGUAUCUACUGACAAAAAACAGGUGAAGAAAACUGGUCUUGUGGUGGUGAAAAACAUGAAAAUUGUUGAUCUUCACUGUUCGAGUGAAGAGUUACAUGCUGGGAAAAUUGCUCUUAUAAAACAUGGGUCAAGGCUGAAAAACUGUGAUCUUUAUUUUUCCAGAAAACCAUGUUCCGCUUGUUUGAAAAUGAUUGUAAAUGCUGGAGUUAACCGAAUUUCAUAUUGGCCUACUGAUCCAGAAAUAAGUUUGCUUUCUGAGACUUCUAGUUCUGAAGAUGCAAAAUUAGAUGCCAAAGCAGUGGAAAGAUUGAAAUCAAACAGUAGGGCCCACGUGUGUGUCUUGCUUCAGCCUUUGGUGUAUUAUAUGAUGCAGUUUGUAGAGGAGACCUCUUGCAAAUGUGACUUUAUUCAAAAAAUUGCAAAAACAUUUCCAGAUGCUAACAUUGACUUUUAUUCUAAAUGUAGACAAGAAAAAAUAAAAGAAUAUGAAAUGUUAUUUUUGGUUUCCAAUGAAGAACUACAUAAGCAGAUACUGAUGACUAUAGGUUUGGAGAACCUAUGUGAAAAUCCAUACUUUAGCAAUCUAAGGCAAAACAUGAAAGACCUUGUCGUACUUUUGGCUACAGUAGCUUCCAGUGUGCCCAACUGCAAACACUAUGGAUUUUAUUGUGACAAUACUGAACAGAUUAAUGAAAUUCACAAUCAAAGUUUGCCACAAGAAAUUGCAAGACACUGCAUGGUUCAGGCCAGGUUAUUGGCAUAUCGAACUGAGGAUCAUAAAAUAGGAGUUGGAGCAGUCAUUUGGGCAGAAACAAAAUCUCAAAAUUGUGAUGGGACAGGCAUGAUGUACUUCAUAGGAUGUGGUUAUAAUGCUUUUCCUGUUGGAUCUGAGUAUGCUGACUUCCCAAACAUGGAUGACAAACAGAAAGACAGAGAAAUAAGGAAAUUCAGAUACAUUGUCCAUGCGGAACAGAAUGCCUUGACGUUUAGGUGUCAAGAAAUAAAACCAGAAGAAAAAAGUAUGAUUUUUGUGACAAAGUGCCCAUGUGAUGAGUGUGUACCUUUAAUUAAAGGUGCAGGCAUAAAACAAAUCUAUACAGGGGAUAUAGAUGUUGGAAAAAAGAAGGCAGACAUCUCUUACAUGCGAUUUGGAGAACUUGAGGGUGUUAGCAAAUUUACAUGGCAACUGAAACCAUCAGGAACUUGUGUUCUUGAACAAAAUGAGCCUGAAAGCAGAGAGAAUGGUGUGGUGAGACCCAUCCCUUCAAAUGAAGAGCUGCCUUCAAACAAGAAGCUGUGUCUUGGAAACCACUUGGAAGUCCCGUCUAAACUGGAGUGAAGACUUCAAGAAUUUUUAUUGCACUUUAAAAAGUCAGCUUUGUUAACUGAGAAAAUAAGGAUGGAUUUUGUAAACAGUUGAAAAAAUUUUUGAGAAAGCUAAUUUAUUACUAGCAUAUGAAUGAUGUUACUGAGAAUAUUUUAACUUGAGAUUUAUUUGUUUGUUUCCAGAAUAUAGUACUAUGCUCUUUUAUUAUACUGAGUGAGGUAGCAAUAAUAUAAGGACACCAACUUAAUUGCCCAUAGGGAUUGAGUUCUCCCUGUGUUUGCUUUAUGUUAGCCAGUUUAAAGGGGUGUGGGUCACUGGGAGUUACAUCUCAGCGGAGAAAUGCACAUCUUUUAAGAAAUAUUAAUUCCUUUGGGUGAUGGUGACAAUUUAAUAAACUUCUCCAGGGAUAUAAAUGACAACCUGGCUAUUUUGAAGAGUCAGUAUAUGGAUCACCAAAAGUUCACAUUUAUACUCAAAGCUUUGUAAUAACCAGAAUUUAUUUAAGAUGGAAUCAUAAAUAUGAAGUUGGUGGGCCUGGUCUGCAUUAUUAAAAGUAUAUUUUUUAAAAGGUUA
Messenger RNA from Molossus molossus (Pallas's mastiff bat), 2232 nucleotides. RefSeq names its product cytidine and dCMP deaminase domain containing 1 (gene CDADC1). Gene Ontology annotation, cellular component: cytoplasm. Gene Ontology annotation, molecular function: dCMP deaminase activity; zinc ion binding. Lineage: Eukaryota; Metazoa; Chordata; Mammalia; Chiroptera; Molossidae. Gene Ontology annotation, biological process: dUMP biosynthetic process; dTMP biosynthetic process. The record is from RefSeq and is a predicted model, not a curated record. The transcript is spliced from 10 exons. Bases 100 to 1671 code for a protein of 523 amino acids.